This is a messenger RNA of Nymphalis io (European peacock), 3561 nucleotides long. RefSeq lists its product as uncharacterized. The record is from RefSeq and is a predicted model, not a curated record. The transcript is spliced from 21 exons. Gene Ontology annotation, biological process: triglyceride catabolic process; lipid homeostasis. NCBI's taxonomy places the organism in Eukaryota, Metazoa, Arthropoda, Insecta, Lepidoptera, Nymphalidae. The coding region runs from base 256 to 3519 and encodes 1087 amino acids. Gene Ontology annotation, cellular component: cytoplasm; membrane; lipid droplet. Gene Ontology annotation, molecular function: triacylglycerol lipase activity.
AUAAGUACUGAGUAGGUAUUUUGCAUCUUAGCACAAAAUUGUUGUUUAUUUAUAUUAUAUUGGAACUUGGAACUCGUCGGACGUAUUCGUAAAACUUUUUGUGCGCAAUACGUAAUAUUUGUUUCUAAAUUAAAUAUACCCGUGAUUUUUUUACGAUAUAAAAUAUCGGUUUUAUUUUGAAGUUUUUUGCUUGAGUGACUAGUGAACAAUUGUUCAUAGUGUAAUUUUUAAUUUACGUUGGAUGCGUAAAUAAUAAUGAACUUAUCCUUUGCCGGUUGUGGAUUUCUUGGUAUUUACCAUGUCGGAGUUGCAGUGUGUCUUAAAAAAUAUGCUCCGCAUUUGCUUAUGGGCAAAAUUUCGGGAGCCUCUUUUGGGGCUGUCUCGGCUUGUUGUUUGCUGUGUGAACUUCCUAUAGGUGAAAUUACAAGUGAUGUCCUGAGAGUAGUGGAAGAAGCGAGGGCAGGGUCCCUUGGCCCGUUUAGUCCUUCCUUCAAUAUACAAAAUGUCCUACUGGAGGGAAUGCAAAAGUACCUACCUCAAGAUGCUCACAAGAUUGUCAGCGGCAAACUGCAUAUUUCUCUAACAAGAGUUUACGAUGGCAAGAAUGUGAUUGUAACCGAAUUUCCUUCUAGAGAAGAUUUAUUACAAGCGUUAUUAGCGUCAUGUUUCGUCCCAGUGUUCUCCGGGAUGUUGCCGCCUCGUUUUCACGGUAUAAGAUAUAUGGAUGGGGGAUUUAGUGAUAAUUUGCCCGUAUUAGACGAGAACACGAUUACCGUAAGCCCCUUCUGUGGCGAGAGUGAUAUCUGCCCCAGAGACUUAAGUUCACAGUUAUUUCACGUAAAUUUAGCAAAUACCAGUAUCGAGUUGUCGAAGGAGAACAUGAAUCGCUUCGCUAGAAUUCUUUUUCCACCAAAAGCUGAUGUUCUCAGCAACAUGUGCAAGCAGGGAUUUGAUGACGCUCUCCGUUUCUUGCACAGAAAUAAUAUGAUAUCAUGUACUAGAUGUCUAGCAGUGCAGUCCACAUACCAGUUACAAGACGUUCUAAAUGACACUCCUCACGAAUACGACCCGGAAUGCGAAGAGUGCAAGACGCACAGACAGGAUGCUCUUGUGGACGAUCUACCGGACACAGUAACGACGAUAUUCCAAAACGCCAUCGACACCGCUAACAACGGCAUUGUCAACUGGGUGAUGAGACAGCGGGGCAUGCGUUGCGUGUCUUUGCUGACGCUACCUUACCGAGUGCCUGUCGAUGUUUUGUACGCUACGAUUACCAAAUUCGUCUCCUGCACUCCAAAGAUGAGCAAGUCUCUGUGGCGUCUAAGUUGGGAGCUUGUACGUCAAUUGCACGGGUUCCUGUAUUCCGCCCACGAUCGCUCUGAAGCUGCGCGUAUAUAUUACAAGUUGACUAUGGACCACCGCGAUGAGAAUCAUCGCCUCGAUAGAAGGCGUGCGAGCGAGAUGCGUGUAACAUGCGGCGAUGUACCGGCUGAAGCUGAUACAUUCGAGCAUAUACUAAACGUGACGACUCAUAACGACGCACUACUUGCUUACUACUACCUCGACAGCGAUAAUAAGAUGAAAAUGACGGAAAUAUAUGACGUAACUGACGCUGAUACGGAUGCUGUUCAGUCGCCUACCGAGCGUGAUCUCAACAAACAACUCGAAUUCGACAACGAUUGGUCCGGAGAAUUAAUGGCCGAUGAUGAUGAAUUAGAAUUUGACGGCGCCGAUGACGACUUAGAUGAUCGCAACAUAUUUUCAGAUCCUGAAAGCGAAUGGACGAGACGACAGUCUUAUUCGAACGAUUCCUCCAGCGAUGGUGACCAACCUGAGUCUGAUCGCCAACUCUUAGAACAUAUAGACUGCGAGCGUCUUGCCAAAACGGUCAACAAGCGUGCCGUCAUUUUGACAAAAUUCAUGCUGAGUAAUCUCGUGGAAGCGGUUUCACAACUGCUGUCCAACACAACGCUUUUGACAUCAUUAUUGUUAGAGGGAUUGCCACUAAAGAUACCUUAUUUAAAUCCCAUAUGUGAGACUUUAUUAACCAAUAGUUCGCUUCAACAUUUAUACUUGCCGAGAUGUUUGAUCGGCGAUGCUGGCUGUUUGGCAAUAUGUAAAGCUGUUAGAUGUCUGCCAAACAUUUUAACAAUGGACCUAAGUGGUUGCGAGUUGACACCACUCGGUGCUGGAUACAUUGCCGAUUUAAUCAAGUAUCAAAAAAUUCAUCGAUACAGUGAAAAUUGGGUACACACCUUACGCUAUCGUCUGCCCGAAUUGGACACUAUGGCUGGCUUACGAAGAAUUACAUUGUGCGGCAAUCCACAGUUGGGGGACGUUGGUGUGGGUAAAAUACUUAGUGAAUUGGCGGAUGAUUUGUGGAUAAAAGCACUUGACGUUCAAAAUUGUGGAUUAUCUGAAGAAUGUGCGUCAACCAUUUUACAAACAAUGCGUUCUAAUACAACUCUCGUGGUGCUGGAUAUGAGACACAAUACAUCCUUAUCCAAUGAAUUAUUGUCGAAGAUACGUUCCGCUUUAAGACAAAAUGAAAAGGGCGUUGUUGGGCAGUAUUCUUGGUUGGGAAGCGGAUACUCGAGUGAUGGCCGAUCAGUAAAAUCUGUACCUUCCAAGAACGGCAUUGUUAAGGAGCGGGUAGCAUUGAAUAUCAGAAAUGCACCCAGUAAAUAUAACGCUAAGACAAACGGAGUUCAAAAAGAAAAGGAUUACGCGGAACUUUUGGAAGAGCAACUCCAAGAAGAGACAUCACAUCGUAGACAGCUGGAAGAGCUCAACGAGCGUCUUGUGCAGCAGAUGAGGCAGCUCAAACAACAGCAGAUACAGCUGUGGCAGAAUAAUGCUACAUCAUCUGGUUCAGAACAAUCAUUCCAAGCAAGUUCUCGUUCAGGAGAUCUAUCAAGCAGUUCUGAUUCGACAAGUUCAGUAGCUAUUGACCAACAUACUUUGUCCUAUAUACAACAAGCAUUCAAAGACAUAUAUGCGUUUAUCAAAAACAAUCAGUGCAAUGGACAAUGUUUGAAUCAAAAAUCAAAAGAAAAUAAUGCUGAGGAAGAACAAAAAGAGCUGGAAACGCCAGUUGACGUAAAAGAUGAAGGAGAUCCAAGUGAGCUUCGCAUCAAGAUCGUGCCAAAGAAAGCCCAAAGUUCACAUUUGAAGUUAAAAGAUACUACCAAAGCGAAGAAAAUGACAAAAUCUGCUCAUUUGUUGGGUGACAUGCAGCAUAAUAAUGGAGAAAAUGAUUCGCCGUCUGACAUGAUUGAGAGAAUAAUGGGAGACUCAAUGAACGCACACGGCGACGAAGCCCGUAUUAUAGAAGAAGUUAUUACAACACAGCGGGAAACUAAAAAAAACAUGGUAGAACGCAGCAGUCCUUGCAGCAGUGUGGUGAGCGACUCGUCCGACACUCUCGUGUACACGCCCCGGUCGCCUGACCGUCGCAAGAAUGUGUGCGCACUUAACCCGCGCGACGCAUUUUACUCCUCGUCUGAUGAGGACUCGUAAAGCUUUUAUACGACUUUAUUUAUUAAAGAUUUGUUUCUUCUA